This is a messenger RNA of Lepisosteus oculatus (spotted gar), 4885 nucleotides long. The record is from RefSeq and is a predicted model, not a curated record. NCBI's taxonomy places the organism in Eukaryota, Metazoa, Chordata, Actinopteri, Semionotiformes, Lepisosteidae.
GAAACAAAACAUCUGGAGAAAUACACGAAAAAGAAAACGAAAGAGCACAACCAAGAAGUCAAAAAACUGAAACAUGUUGAGACUUUGUAAGCUCACACGUUGCGCUUUUCAAUCGCUUGCAAAAAAUACAACCGAGACAGCCAAGAUCUGCAUACAGUCGUGUUAAUGAUGCAAGAUUUUAGAAACACACAAUGUGCAAUGUCAAUUUUGUAUUCGAUCAUAAACAUAUAUUACAGUACGUGAUACAUUGUCUGUGCACUGGAGCUCAGCUUUUAUUUGUAUGACAUAAAUAUUGAAAACUGUAAUACUUUUACUAAUAUGUUUAAGAGCUUUUAUAUAUAGUGUUUGGAUGUGUGUCGUCAGAGUAGGUGACGGUAAUAACUUGAAUACACUGAAACUGCAAUUAUCAACUGUUUUUGUUGUACUUUUUUACAGUUAUGAGAAACCCCCUCCUGGGCUGAUCAAGGUUGGUAGUCCAGUUAUAAAAAGUAGCUCUGCAUACUGUUCACAAUGUAUCCUUAUUGAUGGUGGCACCAUUCAUGAGAAUACCCCAUAGUAAUGUCACCCUUUCUUCCUGCUCUGGCCCAUGUUAAUGGAUUUAAACAUAUUCUGUAUGAAUUGCAUGACGAUGGAGCACUGAUUAAAGUUUUUUUUCCAAUAGAAAACAAAGGCACUUCCAUAUGCACGUCUCUAUUGAAUUUAAGGAGGAGGAAGACAAGCCCGAGGACUGUAUUCCUGAUGCUCCUGGGAAUGAAGAUGCUCGGGACUUCCUGGCCCACGCACCUACCAGGGGACUCUGGAUGCCUCUUGGAAGAGAGGUGAAAGUCAUGCAGUGUUGGAGAUGCAAACGUUACGGUCACAGGACAGGAGAUAAGGAAUGUCCAUUUUUUAUCAAAGGCAAUCAAAAGCUGGAGCAGUUCAGAGUUGCACAUGAAGACCCAAUGUAUGACCUAAUUAGAGAAAACAGACGUCACGAAAAGGAAAUGAGCCUGGACCACCACUGCUGCUGUGCCCCCCGCCUCACUGUUGACCCCUGUGACCUCUGUUUCCAGGAUACAGCAGCUCCAGCAGCUGCUGGAAGACACGACCUCCGACUCGGAGAGCAGCAGUUCCACCUCCUCACACUCCGACGGGGGCAAGAAGAAGAAGAGGAAAGGGGACAAGAAGAGGAAGAAGGAGAAGAAAAAGAAGAAGAGGAAAAGAAAGCACAAGUCCGCGCGAUUGAGCAAUGGUUCUGGAUCGGACUGAGAGCUGAGACAGCUCUAAAAAAAGAAAAUGAAAGCCUGGAUCUCGAGGCUUGUGCUUCUGGGAUCUUUCAGCUCUCCCUCAGAAGAAAUGAAGCUGAAAGCAUCUCUCUUGACUGACGCUAUGCCUGUUUGUUCCAGCGGUGUCAUCGGAGCACACUGAGGCGUUGAAGCUCUUUGUUCUUUAUUCUCCACUGUCACAGUCAGUGAGUAAUGCAUGGAUUUUCAGCUUUUUAUUUGUCAAGGGUGACAGGAUAAUCAGCCAUUUUCGUGGAAGGAGACACUGCAGCUCUAGAUACAGGACAGGAUUCCAGCAGUCAGGUUGUGUUUGAGCUCAGUUCUCUUAAGUUCUAUCCCUUAUUGCGCCACUGGCCAUUAGCCAGGUGGUAAAACAAAUACACAAUGAUGGGUUAAAAAUGGGCUAUCCCUGCAGAAACGACUGGGUGCCAUUCCUGUGGUUCUUUGUGAUGAAGGGAUGGGUUUCGUUGUGAAUAUCUCAGUCAACAGCAGAGCCCUGUCCAUAAUGCUGCCUCUCAUCUGAGUCUGUGGACUCUGCAGGAAUCCGAAAUAUGUGAGGGGAAGGCUGUGAUUAUCAGCACAACCAGGUAGUUAGCGACGCACCAUUGAGGUAUUUAAUAAAGAGCUCUUGACGGCAUGUAAAUAUCCAUCCAUGCAUUGCCAGAAAGCUGCUUAUUUCUGUUAGCGGUUGUGGAGUCAGUCCCAGGAAACGGGGUGCAAGGUGGGACGAUAGUCUGGAUGGAAUCCCAGGGUGCAUGCAAACAAUGUAGGGACACCAAUUAACCCACCCAGUGUGUCUUUGAAAGAUGGGAGAAGACUGGAGAAACGCCACGUCUUACUGAGGAGAACCGCUAAACUCAACACGGAAAAGGCUGGAGUUGAACACAGGACCCAAACGCUGUGCUUUAAAUAAAAGUGCACUCAAAGUGGCAACCAAAAGCUGUAAGGCAAAGUUAUAACCAUGAUGUCAAUGUGCCACCCAACAUGUAAAUAAUGUAAAAUAAAUCAUAUUCAGAAAAGAUACUGAGGUAAGUUCUUUCUAUAAUUAAUUAAAAAAUAGAAUUUAAAUUAGGCUUAAUCAUUUUAUUUAAAAUGUAUGUUUUCAUAAAUUUAUUGACGUACUGUUUCUCUGUUGGAGAGUAAAUUUUACCAGGUGCAACAGCCAUACAGUUUUAAUCAUGGAAAUUUUUUUUUUUCCUAAGUCACCGAAACCUUUAAAGAUUUUUAACCAUCUUUUGGCCACGUUAGGACAUUUCCUAUCUGAUGCAAAGUAGACAUGACCUCUACUCUUUGAAAUAUUUUGUUAUAUAAGUUACCAUAUGGCUCACACAAGAAAACAAUACUUUGGAAUCAUAUUUCCAAAUGUAUGGGGAGUUUAGGCACCAUAUUACCAUAUAAUACCUCAGUAGAUAUUAUUACUGUCGUAUUUGAAAAUUAGCAUAGAAGUAUUAUGUGCUCAGGUGAAGUCGAAUGCCAAAUUGAAUAAAAAAUCCCAAACCAGAAUAAUAUUGCACAUGAAAACAAUCAUGUGAUCCAACUUAAUACUUGUGUCUAAGGAUAAGACAUUAACCUCGACAAACUGUUCAGAGGUGCUGUGUGAGAGGGUUUUGUUGAGUUUUAGAAUGAAAACAAAAAUUCCCUUUGAUGUUAUUAUGUAAUUUUAAGAUCCUUUCUGAGAGCUGGAGUUUAACUGCAGUUUUAAGAAUGCAUAUUUCAGUUAUAUUUUCUCAUAAGUAAUAAGCCGCAGAUACCACAUCAAAGAACAUUUGCUGGACUCCACCCAAAAUGAGAUAAAGUCUAUUUAUAAAUGCCUAGCAUUGAAGAAAAAGAAGUUGAUGCUGUUAGAUUUUUGUGUGAGUGCUAUAGAGAUUUUCUUUGUGUGACAUUUUGUUGAAAAAAAAAAGGAAAUUCAGAUUGCGUUAAGAAUUGAAAGGUUUAAUUUAUCAGUUUUAAAUGUACUUUGUAGUUAAUGUGCAGGUAGAGGAACCUCUCUUGUCACUUUGUUAUUCCAUUGCCAAGGUUUCUAUUUUGCCUAUGUUUUCAAAAGCGUAUGGUAAAUAUCUGCUGUUUGAAGGGCACCGUUUUGAACUUGUUCUUUUACCACACAUAUGAAUCCUUUAACACAAUGCUUGUUCUAAAUAUUCAAAGGGAUCUGUUGAUCUCCCACGUUAGGGUGGGAGUCAGAAGGCUGUUAAUGGAAUUCAUUCAUGUUUUCAGAAAGAAGAAGAAACAGGUUUUCACUGUUCAGGAAACAUUUUUGAAAAAUACUGAGAGCUGUGUCAGUUUGUUUUGCUUUGAGUGUUCACUUAAAGGGGAUUUUUUCUUCUAAGACACAUCAGAAUUCAGAGGCAUAAUUGUACAUUGUGCUGGCAUGCCAACUGUGCUAUGUUUUCAAGAAACUCUUGACCUAUGAGUACUCCCAUCACUUACUGAGUCAGGUAUUACAGUGAGGAACACAUUGCUCAAUGAAUCACCAUUUGUUUUUCUACAGUAUUCACUCAAAACACAAUGUCCACCAGAUGUGUUGAUUUUUUUUUUAAUCUAUUUUCUUUAUUAAGAAAGCUGGUGUGUAGCAACUAGGGAAAAAAGACAUUUCUGUAGAAAUGUUUCUAAGUGGUGUCCAUAGAACUGAAGUCUCAGCAAAACGAUGGAUGUAAAAUAACCACAAGAUAAUAACUGUGAGAAAAACCACAGUAUUUCUCUUUGGAUAAGAUAUCAGCAUUUCAUUUUUAGUGACAAGGUACCUCAGAGUAUUCAUAGAAUUCCGAUAGCAGCUUGUGAUUUUUCCUGUUGGAAAUAUACAUGCAUCCUAGUAUUUCUUAUCCACUGUUGCAAUUCAAAUGCCUGAAUUUUAGAAAAAAUAGGUCUUGCGAUCUCUGUAUGAAAAAGGAUAGUCAAUAACAAAAGAAACGUUUUGAAAGAACAGCCUUUUUAUGAAAUUGAUUUCAAGUGUUCUCAUUGCUAUGAGAGGACCUUAUCCUCUGUGGCACAGCGUGGUGGUGUAGUAGAUAACUUUCCUGCCUCACAACACUGGGGCCCCAGGUUCAAUGCCUGACCUGGGGUGCCAUCUGUGUGGAGUUUGUAUGUUCUCCCAGUGUUUGCAUGGAUUUUCUCCAAAUGCUCUGGUUUCCUAGCACAGUCCAGAGACCUACUAGUAAGUUAACUGGCUUCCAGGGAAAAUGACCCUGGUUUGUGUGUGUGUCUGUGUCUGUGACAGAUGUUAUAAUUGUUGAUAAAAUUAUGAAACAUUCAGUGAUAAAUAUGCUACUUAGGAAGUAUUAUAUGUGUGUCUUAUCCAUAUAAGAAGAAAAGGCCAUUUUUAGUGCUGGUAUGACUAAAGGCACUGAGAUUCAUAGAAUUUCUGGGGAACUAGGAAUGACAUGAACGUCUACAGUACCUGUACAGUUAACUUCUCAUUUGAAAACAUAGCCAGUGACAAGGAUUUUGGACUGUUGGUUCAAAUCCUGCUUGAGGUUUUGGAACAUUCUUGGUUGCUAACGUAUUGAUUGAGGUUCUGGGGUCUGGGUGCUGCUUUUGUAAAUGGCAGCUCUCCAGGAUGAAACUGUAAAGGAUAAUUUGUUCUCAAAUGACUCACCUGGUUAAAUAAAGAAUUUGAAAAACUG